Molecule: messenger RNA, 10220 nt
Organism: Pongo pygmaeus (Bornean orangutan)
Lineage: Eukaryota; Metazoa; Chordata; Mammalia; Primates; Hominidae
Gene: TMEM65
Product: transmembrane protein 65
Exons: 7
Coding region: 535-1263 (242 amino acids)
Biological process (GO): regulation of cardiac conduction; cardiac ventricle development
Cellular component (GO): mitochondrion
Source: RefSeq, a predicted model, not a curated record
UCUGCUGCCGCUAGGGGUAGCGACGGCUUCUGCGGCCCGGGAGCGCGGGUGCUUUGAGGGUUCGGGAACCCUACAGAGUGGGGACGUGGGGAGGCUAGAAGGUGAGAAAGCCGGCGGGAGAGGAGGGCGGCGCUGGAGGAGGGCGGUGCGUGGCUGACUCAUCCUCUGGAAGAUCAGACUAACAGAGACACACACUAGCCCGCCCCGCCCGCCCGCGCCGCUCCACCUCAGCCAGGAGGCGCCCGCCCGCAUCGACCGCCCGCCCUCUCCGGGCGCUGUCCGGGCCCGGCCGUCUCAGAGAAAGUUUUUCCCAUCGGAGGGGCGGGAGCCGCCGCGGGCCUUUUGGAAGGGAAGGGGGACGGAACAGGAGGCGAGAGCCGCGCGGGCCCGCGGAGUGCAUGGUGCCCGGCGCCUCGGCUGCCUGGCAGGAGGACCUCGGGGCGGGGUCGAGCUGAGCCCAGCUCUUUCUCGCCUCAGCCGCGCCAGAAACCGUCCUCCCGGACGGCCGCAGGGGUCCCAGCUCCUCAGCUCGCCAUGUCUCGGCUGCUGCCGCUGCUGAGGAGCCGGACCGCGCGCAGCCUGAGGCCGGGCCCGGCCGCCGCCGCCGCCGCCGCGCCCCGCCCGCCGUCCUGGUGCUGCUGCGGGCGGGGGCUGCUGGCGCUCGCGCCCCCCGGCGGCUUGCCGGGCGGCCCCAGGCGGCUGGGCACGCACCCCAAGAAGGAGCCCAUGGAGGCGCUGAACACGGCGCAGGGCGCGCGCGACUUCAUCUACAGCCUGCACUCCACGGAAAGGAGCUGCCUGCUCAAAGAGCUGCACCGCUUCGAGUCCAUUGCCAUUGCCCAAGAAAAAUUGGAAGCUCCACCACCCACCCCAGGACAGCUGAGAUAUGUAUUCAUCCACAAUGCGAUACCUUUCAUAGGGUUUGGCUUUUUGGAUAAUGCAAUUAUGAUUGUUGCUGGAACCCAUAUUGAAAUGUCUAUUGGAAUUAUUUUGGGAAUUUCAACUAUGGCAGCUGCUGCUUUGGGAAAUCUUGUGUCAGAUCUAGCUGGACUUGGACUUGCAGGCUACGUUGAAGCAUUGGCAUCCAGGUUAGGCCUGUCAAUUCCUGAUCUCACACCAAAGCAAGUUGACAUGUGGCAAACACGUCUUAGUACACAUUUGGGCAAAGCUGUUGGGGUGACUAUUGGCUGCAUUCUAGGAAUGUUUCCUUUAAUUUUCUUUGGAGGAGGUGAAGAAGAUGAAAAACUGGAAACGAAAAGUUAAUCCUCUUAGAAGACCUAUAAAAAGAUGUAAACUAAUGUACCUCAGUAAUUAAAUAUGCUGUCACAACAUUUAGGAAUUAAACAGUAACAGUAUAGAUAUGGGAUCAAAUAAUUUAGCAUGUAUUAUGGAAAACACUAACUUAUUGUGGCUUGAUCUUGUUAGGACAUCUUUUUAAAAAAGCUGUUUAGUAUCACUUUGUGUAAAUUGUUGAAAUGCUUUUUCAUCAAUAGCAGUCAACAUUUUAUCCUUUCUUUUUAUAUUCAUAAUGUUAUUUAAGUGUCAUUGAUGUACUGUAUUGACUUGGGGUUUGCUUAUUUGUUACUUAACGUGUGUACAUGCAUGAAAGCAUUUUUCGUUGUUCCCUGAUAGUUACAUUUCAACCUUGGGAUUUUUCCAAAUUACUUAAGAUGUUUAAUGUCAGUUAAAGAUUUUUUUACCCUGUUUUUGGGAACAUCAAUUUUGUACUGUUAUGCAGUAAACAUUUAUAAUCAUAUAAUUUCAGUCAUUUUCUUAACUCUCACAUCUAUUGAAAAUGGAUAUAGAUACAGAUUUUAAGUAUUUUAAGUAUAUAUUAUUUUAAUUUUCUGACUUUACUAUUUUAAGGGCCAGAGGGUUAAUCAGAAAGAGCAAUUAUGUGGUCUCCCUGCUACAUGAAGCCAUGUAUACUAACAAGCGUACAAUUUUUAGUUGAUUUUUUUUAACCUUUUAGUUUCCCAGUUUUGAAUAAUUACAUGGUGGAUUCUGACUUUUGAGGGGAAGCAAAUGAUUAUUUUAGAGUCUUUAAAAUGGGGAUUGUGGAAUUAGAUUGAACUAAGGGAUUUAACAUGAUGCUUGGAAAUUAAGAGACUAAAGCUUUUUUUAAAAAAAGGUAGAAAAUAGGAACUGUCAAGAAGGUUUAUGGUAUAAAUGAUGAAGUUGAACUGAUGUUUGAAAGGUUAAUGAGAUACAAUUUAUAUUAUUUGGUAAGGUUUUUUUUUUUUUCCCUCCAAAGAUGUCUUCUCAUCUGAAUGGAAUAAGUCUGAAUACCCCAUAUUCAUACUCCUAAUCUCAUUAUAUCUUAUUUAGUGAAUUUUAUUUAUGAAUAAUUUCUUUUGAAGUGAAAACUAGAUAUUUAAUAUUUUGCUUUUUUGCUACAUAGUCUACUCAAAAAUUACAUGAGAAAUCCUUUUUCCCUUUGUUUUUCUUUUUUCUUCUUUUGUGGUAUUUAAAGCAUAUUUUAGGUUGAAGUUACUUAUUUCUAGUCUUGUACAUCUGACUUAAGUAUAACCACAUAAGAAUUAUAAAUUUUAGUUUUCUGAACCCUUAAAUUUUUUAGCAUGUGGUCUGUUACACAUGCUAAAAAAUUACUCUUACUUGUAACAGCGUAAUUAAAUACAUCAUGGAGGAGAGAAACUUAAAAUUAAAAUAAUAUUUUGGCUGUUGAAAUUAUUUGUGUUGCUAAAUAGAUGCAGAGGAUUUACAGCAAUUUAUUUUAAGGUUUUAUUUAUACAUAAUUACUUUGAACUCUUCAGAGUAGAUAUUUUUUCACAAGGCAAUUUGUCAUAAAUUCUCUCAUGCACUUCAGAAUGAAUAAGUGCCAUCCUUUAAUCAUAGACUUUGAGGGGAGAAAGCAUAAAAAUAUAGCAUAUAAUCUAAAAAUAAAUAUAUAACAUGCACAAAUAAUGUGACAUUCUUACUGAAUCAAAUCAUGAUUCCAGAACUUGAGAUCUUAAAUAGAAUUUCGGUUUGUAUCUUCCAUAUAAUAACCACACACAGAUAACCACACAAAAAAUCCUUUGUAAAAUUUCUGAUUGAUAGGAUUAGAAUGCUUAAAUUUUUUCGGGGGCAAGGGUGGGGUAAAGUGUAAGUGCUUUCUUUUGUCCCUAACUUGUGUAUUGAUGGCAGUCCAUUCUGUUUUCUAAAAAUGUAUUUUAUUGUGGUGCUUAACUUCUUAUUAAUUAAAUCCCGUAUCAGAAACCUUGCCUGUGACUUUAGAAAGGGCUUUUGAUUAUUGUUUUUUCUUCUUGCUCUUGAAAGUAAUCCAGUCCCAGGGAAUUACUGGUUUAACUGAACAUCUCCAGAAUUAUUUAAGGUGUCAAAAUAUAUAACCUUCACAUUUGAAAGAUAAUUUUAAUUUAUGGGCAUAAUAAAAAUUUGAAUCAUUCAGGUAAUUUUCAAAAAAUGGAGACCAUUUGUCUUUAACUGGAGGUAUAUGUUUAAGAUCAUAGUCUACACUAGUAUGGUGCUUUGCACAAAGUGAUUUCUGAAGAAUGGUUCUUUUUAAGAUAAUGACUUCAUAUGAUCAUUGUUUCAUGUUACUUGCCACAAAUAACUUUAAUUCAGGUUGAAACAGGAACCGUUUAUUUCUCAUAUUAGCUACUUCUCUAUUAGGAGCACAAGAACCAUAGUUAAAUGCAACAUGAGCUACUUUAGUACUGUUUGUUUGAAAUUUGUGUUGUCCAUGUAUUAUGAUUUAUUAACUUGUUGAUGCAUGUAAAUUGGGUGCAUUUUGUUGCCAUGUAUGUUAAAUGGUGACCAAUGUUUUUACAAAGGAAUUGAACAAAAAAAGUAUCUUUUAAGAAAUUUGGAAUGUGGUUUUGAUUUUGAAAUUUGAUUUCUUACUAAUCUCAGAGGGCCUUGGUAUAUUCUGUUACUAAAGCAAACAGGAUUAAUGAAUAUGGAUUUGUUACAAGGUGGCAGCAAUGUCACUGAGAUACUGAACGGAAAAAUUUACCACCUCCCUGGAAUCUGUACCUGAGAUACAACAUCAGUGUAUGAGUGAAGAGUGAGCCCAUAGAAAAGCUUUAGAUAGACUCACCUAAGUCACACUGAUGGGUAUUUACAGCAGAGAUAUCCAAGCUGUUUAUGUAAUAGUCUCAUUUACUUUAUUCUUUUUCUCUAGAUCAUAAAUUUUGAAGGUAAGGGAAGUUUAUCUUUUAUACCAAAAGUUUGUAUGAGCCAUUUUGAAGUAAAUCUUUCUAAUUUUAGAAUUAUAUUUUCUCGCCAUCUUAAGACAGUAUAUCAAAUAUAAUAUAACCUUUUUCUUAGUGGCUAAGCAUUAUCUUUAUGUAUAUUAUUAUUGUGUGGUAAUGCAGUACCUUGAGAAUCUAGAUUUUAUAGUUUUCAUUUCUUUUUCUGAUCUUGCUUCUGGCACCUUUUAUCUCUCUAAUCUGCUUUUUUUCUCAGUUGUCUGGACUUAGAAACUAGUUAGCCUAUCUUACCAUAAAUUAUUUGGGAAAUACUAAAAAAUUGGCUUUGGAUCCUGACUGAGAUGAUGAUGAUGAUAGUAGUAGUAAUAAUAAUAGUCCCCUUUUAUUAAACACUUCUUUGUUCCUUUAUGUGCUAGUAAUUUACACACAUUAUUGCAUUUAAUCACCUUAAUGACAACAUUAAGUUGGGGCUAUUAUCAUUAUCAUCUCUAUUUUCUCAUAGCUAAAUUGAGGCAUGAAGAGGUUAGUUUGCCACUACGAAUAAGUGGACUGGAAUCCUAUUUUGUCCAAGUAUGAAGCCUGUCUUCUUAACUGCUAGGCAGUAGGGACAUCAGUUGCAUGGGCUUUGCAAUGUCUGCUCUCUGCCUAGGUUCCUUUUUUACCCCCGGAUUCAUGGAGUCAUUUUCUUAUCUAUAAUUUAAGAAUAUUGUGCUUACAAUCCAAGAUUCAUUUAAGAAAUCUUGUGUUCUUUAUUACAUACUAUGUGCUAGGAUGUUCAAGGCACUGAGUGAACAACCAGAACAUCUGUACCCUCAUGAAGCUUAUUCUUUUGGGGUGAGUAGUAAUAGGGGAAGAGAACACAGAAAAGCAAAUGUACUUUUUUUUUUUUUGAGAUGGAGUCUUGAUGUCGCCCAGGCUGGAGUGCAGUGGCGUGAUCUUGGCUUAUUGCAACCUCUGCUUCCUGGGUUCAAGUGAUUCUCCUGCCUCAGCCUCCUGAGUAGCUGGGAUUACAGGCACGUGCCACCGAGCCUAAUUUUUUUGUAUUUUUAGUAGAAACGGGGUUUCACCAUGUUGGCCAGGCUGGCCUCAGACUCCUGACCUCCUGAGUAGCUGGGAUUACAGGCACGUGCCACCGAGCCUAAUUUUUAUUUUAUUUUAUUUUAUUUUAUUUUAUUUUAUUAUUAUUAUACUUUAAGUUUUAGGGUACAUGUGCACAAUGUGCAGGUUAGUUACAUAUAUAUACAUGUGCCAUGCUGGUUGUAUUUUUAGUAGAAACGGGAUUUCAUCAUGUUGGCCAGGCUGGCCUCAGACUCCUGACCUCAGGUGAUCCGCCUGUCUCAGUCUCCCAAAGUGCUGGGAUUACAGGCGUGAGCCCCUGCAUCCACCUGCAAAUAUAGACUUAAAUAUUGUUUAUGUCAGAUGGUGGUAAGUUCUAUAGAGAUAAAUUAAACAAGAUAAAGAGGAUAGAAAGUACCAGUGGUCAUAAGUGAAGAUGGUCAGUGAAGACCUGAAAGAAGCGAAGGCACAAACAGUACAGAUAUUCUGUGAAGAGAAAGUAUCAUGCUAGGUGCUAGAAAGUUGGUGUUAAGAAAAUCUCAGAUACAUGAAAUAUGUUCCACUUUGGAAUUCAUUGUAAAGUGUUUUCUUUUUGUUUCAUAUUACUAAUAUCUGGAUUAAACCUAAAGAGUAACAGUUAAAUAUUAAGAUUAAUACUUACUCCUUGCAUGUUUACGGACAGCAGUAGGUGAAAAUGGCACAGAAGCGUGGGGAAGCAACCCUAGAAUUCAAAAAAGUCUGUAGAUACUCCCAUCAGCAAAUCAUUUACAGUUGACUCUUGAACAAUGCAGGGAUUAGGGACACCAACCCCCUGUGCUGUUGAAAAUCUGAAUACAACUGUUUACUCUCUCCAAACUUUACUUAUAGCCUACUAUUGGCUGGAAGCCUUUCUGAUAACAUAAACAGUAGAUUAACACAUAUUUUGUAUAUGUAUCAUAUGUUGUAUUAAAAUAAAGGUAGAAGAAAAAUGUUAUUAAAAUCAUCAGGAAGAGAAAAUACAUUUACUAUUCAUUAAGUGGAAGUGGAUCAUGAUGAAAGUCUUCAUCCUCCUUGUCUUCACGUUGAGUAGGCUGAGGUGGAGGAGGAAGAGGAAGGAUUGAUCUUGCUCUUAGUGGUAGUAGAGGUGCAAGGGGAAGUAGGAAAGGCAGGCACACUACGUGUAAUUAUGAAAAUGCAUUGUAACUUCGGUCUGAUGUUUUGCUUUUUUUCAUUUCUCAAAAUAUUUCUAUAUAUGGUAUUAAUCCUUCUUCCACCAUUUGCUUUAGUUUCAGUGCCUCUGUGAUAGAAGGGUUCAUGUUGUAAAAUCAGUCUUGAAUAAUCAGAACACUUCUACCAGAUUGUCUAAUGUUGAUUUGUUUUCUGGCAAAUGUCUUCCUCCUCAUUCUGUGGCACUGAUUCAGAGGCACUCAUCUCCAGAAGCUAAGCUUUUGAUUCACUCCAGGAUUCAGAUCUUGAAACUUUUUACCCUCCAUCAUUUAUUUAUUUAUUUAUUUAUUUAUUUAAUUUGACAUAUCUACAACCUCUUUCACGAUUUUCUUGACUGGCUCUGUUGUAAAUUCUGUGAAGCCACACACAACAUCUGGUUGUUUCCCUCAGCAGGAAUUUAUUGUUUUGGGCUUGAUGGCUUUCAUGACUUCUGUAGCAUCAAUGGCAUCAUCAGUGGUGGAAUCCUUCCAGACUUUGAUGAUGUUCUCUUUGUUAGAGUUCUCUUGCAUGGCACUGAUGGUUCUUUGCAUAGAGUACUGUGUGUAAUGAGCCUAUAGGUCCUUUUGACUCCCUGAUCUAGAAACUAAAUUAGAGACAUUGUGUUUGGGGGCAAAUAGAUCACUUCGAUGCCUUUAGUAUUGAACUCAUGGAGUUCUGGGUGGGUGGCCAGGGGCAUUGUCCAGUAUCAAAACAACUUUAAAAGGCAGUCCUUUACUAGCAAGGUACUUCCUGACUUCAAAGACAAAACAGCAAUGGAGCCAAUCCAGAAAAAGGGUUCAUGUUGUCCAGGCCUUCUUGUUAUACUGCCAGAAGGCUGGCAGCUGGUGUUUAUCUUUUCCCUUCAAGACUUGGGAGUUAACAGCUUUAUAGAUAAGUGCAGUCUUGAUCGUAAACCCAACAGCAUUUGCAAAAACCUAUAGCAUUAGCCUGUCCCUUUCUGCCUUAAAUCCUGGUGCUCACUUCUCUUCUUUACUAAUAAAUGUUCUUUGUGGCAUAUUAUUAUUAUUUUUCCAUAAUAGGGCACUUCUGUCUGCCUUAAGAACCUGUUUUGGUAGAUAUCCUUUCUCCUCAAUGAUUUUCUUAAUGGCAUCUGGGAACUCAUUUGCUGCCUCUUGGUUAUCAGGAGCGGCCUCUUCUGUUACCUUAAGAUUUUUAAAGCCAAACUUCUUUCUAAUAUUAUCAAGCCAUCCUUUGCUAGCAUUAAAUUCUCUAGAUUUAGAUCCUUCACCUGCCUUUUGCUUUAAAUUGUCAUAUAAUGACCGCCUUUUCUCCAAUCAUAUUAGAGCCUGUAGGUAUGUCUUUCUUGUAGCAAUACUGCACCCACAUAAAAGCUGCAUUUUUAAUACGAGAUAAAAAGGUAUAUCACAAAAAGUGUAAGGUUUGCUGGUAUAGAUGCAGUAAUGGCUUCAUAAAUUUUCUUAAUUUUUUUUAACAGUGGUCUUUAUGUUGGAUUCAUUUAUCUUGAAGGAUGGGCAACUACAGCUGCAGACCAGUACACAUCAAGCAAUUUAACUUUUUCUUGUAAUGUCAUGACUUUGCUCCUUGGGAGCACUUCCAGCAUCACUAGUGGGACUUCGUAUGGGUUCCCUGGUAUUAUUGCAAGGUUUAUGGUUGUACUAAACAUGAUGAAAAAUAACUGAGAACACGAGAGAUCACUUUUUACUAUGAUACAAGAUUUACUGGAGAGAUGAACUGCCCAUGUGGAGAUGAUAAACAUCAUGUGGCAUUUUAAGUGAAUACAGCACUUGAGCUCACAGCAAUAGCAACAGGAGGUAGCUCUGAAAUUAUGGUAGUAGUGCAGUAUGUACUAUAGUUAAUCUUAUCCAGUUGUAAUUUAGUACUGCAUCUUUAUGUUUGUCUCAACUGCCAAUGGCUCCAAUGUAUAGUCUGUGUAUGCAUAAGUUUUGAUAAAUUUUAACUUUUUUUUUUUUUUUUUCGAGAUGGAGUCUCGCUCUGUCACCCAGGCUGGAGUGCAGUGGCACCAUCCCGGCUCACUGCAACCUCUGUCUUCUGGGUUCAAGUGAUUCUACUGCCUCAGCCUCCCAAGUAGUUGGGAUUACAGGCAUGCAUCCCCAUGCCCAGCUAAUUUUUGUAUUUUUAGGAGAAGCAGGGUUUCACCAUGUUGGCCAGGCUGCUCUCAAACUCCUGACCUCAGGUGAUCACCUGCCUCGGCCUCCCGAAGUGUUGGGAUUACAGGCGUGAGCCACUGCGCCCGGCCAAUUUCAACUUUUUAUAAUAGAUUUGUAUAUAUUUAUGGUAGUAAAUGAUAAAAUAGACUAGUGUCUACAUAUAUGAAUUGAUGACACACCUUUUUCUUAGUUUUUCAAUAUUUCUAAGCUACAUGGUGCAUCUGCAAGUUUUUUAAAUUGUUGCAAAUUUCCAAAAAAUUUUUCAAUAUAUUUGUCAAAAAAAUGCAUAUAAGCGGACCUAUGCAGUUCAAACCCGUGUUUGAGAAUCAACUCUAUGACUUCCAGUGUCAUUCUGCACCAUUUCUGCAGUUUAUCACACUUUGCUUCAGGCAGAUUUGGUAAAUCUUCAAUGAUAGUUCUCUAGGCCAUUGUUUUGUAACAUGAUGAAAUGCUUAAUGGGAAAUACAAUAUGUAUAUACAUUCUCUGUCUACCAACUACCAAAGAAACAAAUACUCCUCAGUUUGACUUGACUUAGUAAAUAAACUUGUGUUGGGUUAAUGGAGCUAAUGGUUAUUUUACUUUCUGCUGAAUCUGUUCUCUAACCUUUUGCCCUGAGGAUUAAUAUUAAGUAUAUUGAUGUACAGUUUUUAGAAUGUGUCUGCCCCCUCUCUUCUUAACAUGACAUUGCUUACCUAACGCUGGGCUUAAUAUAACUUUUACUAUUCUCAUAUUUUAUAAACAGAACAGUUUUGUGGUUAUACUUCAAAUUCUUUCGAUAUCAUAAAUCAAUUAUUUUAAACGUUUUGGCCUUAAGAUCUUAACAUUUAAGAACUUAACACUCAAUAACUUAAUGCUCUAGAAAAAUGUUGAUGUCCCCAAAGGGCGUUUUGUUUUUCUUGCUUUUAAAAAAGUUUGUAUAAACUUAAGGGGUACAAGUGCAGUUUGUUACAUGAGUAUAUUGCAUAGUGGUGAAGCCUGGGCUUUUAAUGUAACCAUUACCUGAUUAGUCUACAUUGUACUCAUUAAGUAAUUUCUCAUCCCUUAUAUGCCUGCCUCCCACCAUCCCACCCUUCCAAGUCUCCAGUGUCCAUCAUUCCACACUCUAUGUCCAUCUACACACCUUAUUUAGCUCCCACUUACAAGCGAGGACAUAUGGUAUUUGACUUUCUGUUUCUGAGAUGUUUCACUUAAGAUAAUGACCUCCAGCUCCAUUCACAUUGCUGCAAAAGGUAUGAUUUUAUUAUCUUUUAUGGCUGAAUACUGUCAUAUAUAUAUAUAAAUAUGUAUUAUAUAUAUAUAAAUGAUGACACACACACACACACACACACACACACACACACACACACACACACACACACUACAUUUUCUUUAUCCAGCUUCAGUUGAUGGUCACUUAUGUCAAUUCCCUGUCUUUGCCAUUGUGAAUAGUGCUCCAAUAGACAUAAAAGUUUAGGUCUCUUUUUGAUAUAAUGAUUUCUUUUCCUUUGGGUAUAUACCCAUUGGUGGGAUUGCUGGAUCAGAUGGUAGUUCUGUUUUUUUUCCCAAGUAACUUUUGUUUGUGAAGGUUUAUAUUGACUAUAUCAGAAAUGAAAACUGACAAAUUUUAAAAAUAUAUUUACUAAUCUAUUUAAAAAUAAACCAAUUUCAUGCUGACAA